AUGGCCGGCCAUUUUGAGUACAUCGAUGCAUUCAAGACAACUUUCCCGUCCCCCUUCAAAUUUCGGACGACGACGCCCAUCACCUUGGUCGAGCUUCGCAUCCGUUUCUUUUCGGGAAGUAUCCGCUCCAAGGCCAACUGGUGGGAGAAGGUGCACGACAGCGACAUAGUUUCCAGCUGGCGUGAGGAGAUCCUAGCACAUGAUCGCACCGAGGUCGACCGGUGGUGGGGAGGGGACAAGUACUAUGACGCCUGGAUGCCUCCCACUAGUCCAUGGGGCAGACCCUCGGAGAUCAAGGCGUGGCCGCGAGAUGUCUUGACCAGCGCGCAGCUGGAUUACACCUUCGAUCAGCUGCUGUAUGAGGCCUCGCAGGUGGAUAAGAGGACAGGGACUUUCGCGACCGCGAUUCAAGGGGUCUACGAAUCGCGGACUCUGAUACCUGCUGCACUCGGGGAUGCACUCGUAAACGCGGUGAAAACACUCGAGUCCGUCCCUGAAGCCGAGAAGGAUUGGCACCCUGGAUCCAACCGUCAGGUUCUCGAUCUCGUCCACCCGUCCCUGUACUGUCUCCGUAUCGGAGACUCCUGUUCGUUUGCGGAUGGGCGAAUCGAAGCAAUGCCGCAAACGAUUACCAUGGACGCGUACCGAUCCGCCCGACCAGACCUGCGCCAAUACACUUACGAUCAUCUCCAGUACGCUGUGUCGCCCAGGUACCAAUGGCUCCCCACGGACUUCACAGUGUCCCAGCACGGAGCCGUUCGGCCGAUGUCAUACAUCAACAACAUCGAUCCCGCCCGUUAUCCAGCGCUCUAUCCCACACUCGCAUCGAUUCUCGAGAAGUUCGUCCCGCUCUUCGAGCAUGUCCUCACGACGACGAACUCUUCCCAACCUCCGCUGCCCCUCGCGAUCGCCGUCGACCCCGUGAACUGGUACCCCGAGCGACCAGACUGGGCCGAGCCUCUCGUCGGAGAAACCCAAGAGGAACUCCGCGCCCGGCAGGAGGAAUGGACGCGGCUGCACGAGUGGCCCAUCAUCCCCGACCCGGCGCCCUUCUCCCCCCCUCCCGCGCGCGCCCCGUACUCUCUUCGCGGGCGCACGAUCCAGGUGAUCGUCAAGCUCGCCAACAUCGUCCUCACCCCCGACCACCCGCGCUACCCCGGCGGCGCGUGGCACGUCGAGGGGAUGGCGAACGAGCGCAUCGUCGCCACCGGCCUGCUCUACUACGCAGCGGAGAACAUCACGCCCUCGCGCCUCGCGUUCCGCGCGCUCGCGGGCGACCACGAGGGCGGGAUCUACAUGGACUACGAGCAGAGCGACUACACCGGCUGGCGCGUCGCGUUCGGGCUCGACUGCCAGGAGCCGCUGAACCAGCCGCUCGGGAGCGUGCUCGUCGCGGGCGACGGGGUGGGGGACGGGCGGUGCGUCGCGUUCCCGAACGUGUACCAGCACUGCGUCGAGCCGUUCGAGCUCGCGGAUCCCACGCGCGGCGGGCACCGGAAGAUCGUCGCGUUCUUCUUGGUCAACCCGGAGACGCGGAUCGCGUCCACAACGGAGGUGCUGCCGCAGCAGGAGGGUUGGGUGCGCGGGAGCGUGGAGGCGAUGCGGGAGAUGGAUCGACUCCCGACGGAGUUGUACGACAUCGUCAUGAAGGAGGCCCUGGUGGGAGUUGUGUCGCGAGAGCGGGCAGAGGCGGAUCGCGAGGCGUUGAUGGAAGAGAGGUCGAGGUUCGUUGUGAAGCACAACGAAGAGGUGUUCGAGGUACCUUUCAAUAUGUGCGAGCAUUAG
Messenger RNA from Epithele typhae, 1785 nucleotides. RefSeq lists its product as uncharacterized. The record is from RefSeq and is a predicted model, not a curated record. Bases 1 to 1785 code for a protein of 594 amino acids. Lineage: Eukaryota; Fungi; Basidiomycota; Agaricomycetes; Polyporales; Epitheliaceae. The transcript has 2 exons.